GAUGUAGUUACGCAAAACAAUCGUAGUCUCAACCAUAGUUUGCAGCGUAACGUUAUAGAUCAAACAAAAUUUAGGAAAAAAAUUGACCGGAUAAAUUGCACAAGAUGACAUUGUUUUAUUUAGCUAUCUGUGCAUGUAUUGCACUCCUGUGUUCAGACGUAUCAUGCCAGAACACAUGCCCACCCAUGGAACUGAACUUCAUUCUGGACCAAUCAGAGAACGCACGUUACGCUGCCUCAGAAGAUCCCCAGAACCCAAACUCGAAGUUUGACAUACUGGAAAACCAAAUGAGAACCAUCUUAAGCUAUCAGCCUCUGAAUAAUCCAGUAGUGAAGGUUGGAGUGUACGGAUACAGUGGGUACGACUCUAAGGAAAUAGUUCCGGAAAUGACGUCUGCCACCGAUGCUGCUUACAAUUCAAUAUACUUGAGCAAACUUCGCAGUUUAACUAAUUCAGGUUCUUGGACGUACAAUGGAUUGAAGACUAUUGUUCGUCGACCUUACUCCCCCAACGCUGGAGUCGUCAUAUUGGUGUCAUCGCAAGGUUCCAGUUCUGUGACAAGAAGAAAUCUGAGCAGACAAGAGGCUAUCAGAGUGCGAGGCUUGGGCUGGAGAAUCUUCGUUAUUGAAGUUGUGGGAAACAACCCAAUCGACUACGACGAGUUAUUGUUCAUAGACUCCAACAAUGUCAACAGAACUAUCUACGACGGCCUGGUCAUCCCGAAGAGCUACAGACUUCUGUCCAGAAAGGUCACGGAAAUUAUUGACGAGCUCUGCCCUCCUUUGGUGAUCACAUCAACAACAACAACGACAACUACAACUACAACCACUACAACAACACCUCGUCCAACACAACCAGGCAUCUGCAAUGACUGCAUGUACAUAGGAGGCUUCAGUUUCGUCGACGACCCCAAGUACUGUGAUACAUUCUAUCAGUGUAUAAAAGAUUCAGAGCCCAUACCAAAACAAUGUCCCUCCGGAACAUUCUGGGACGGGAACAUAUGCAACUUUAUCAGCCAGGUCCAGUGCCCCAAAGCCCAAUGUAACGCUAUAUUAGAGAACGCAAAGUAUCCCAGUGGCAGGUGUUGCAAUAAAUAUUUUGAAUGUCUGAACGGUAAACUUCAAGAAAAAGCAUGUCGCUUUGAUGAAUACUUUGAUGAGAACAUCAGAAGUUGUAGAUCUACAUUGAACACUGUAGCUGUGUGUGAGAAUACUGGCAGAUUCAGGUGUGAAGUGCCUGGGGUAAUUGGAGAUAAAGACUUUUCAAACCCAUGCCCUGGAUAUGCGGUAGACCCAACUGGAAACCCUUGCAGCUAUACUUUUAAUGGGGAAAACAUCACCACGCCCAUGGGUUCAAUGUGGGACCAGUCCAAGUGCACCCUCGACAGAGACGACGCUGAUGUUUGCGGUUUAAAGUUUCCAGACAGAGAUUUGGACCCAGCAUUAAAGUGUAGCGCUAAUUUCUUGGCGGAUUUCAACGGCGGUUCUACAGCUGUGUAUAGUCCCAGGGCAGGCACGAACAUUAAGGUGUACUCUUUGCAACGAGAGGUUCAGCUCACAGGAGACGCUCUGUUGUACACCUCCGCCAUGAGAGACCCCUACUUCUACUACUACCAUUACAACAAUAAAGAUCUCAACGUCAACACUGGCUUUAGAGUUCUAUUCAACUUACAGAAUCCGCAAAUCGGCCUGACGUACGACAUCCUGUCCAACAAUUUCUGCUUGCUGUGUCCAGAAACAAUCAAGUUCACCGUGACCUUGACAAGUGUGGGGGAACAAGUGGUCAGUGUCUUCUUUCAAACAGCUCUAGGAACCACAGUGCCAACUAACGCAGUCAUACGCAAGCAGAAUUCCAACACACUGCUUGAAUUGAUUGUCAUCUAUGGAGACGAUUCUGUCUAUGGAGUUGUUAGAGAAUUAACUCCUAUCUCUUAUACACGUCUUCAAACAGUCAACUUGACAAGAGUGAAUAAAGCUUCAGGAGCUCAUAUCGCCAUGAACAAAUGUGGUAUCCAGCUCGGCAGGGGACCUAAUUACCACUUCCUUGGUGUCAUCGACGAAUUUGCUGUGUACGAGAGAUGUCAAUCAAUAGACCAAAUUUUAUCCUAACCUCCACGUCUCAAUCUUAAAACUUAACUUACAGCUGUUGAAGGAAGGAGAGACCACGAAACAAAUAUUGCCUUUCAAUAAAACAAACUUUAAAACAAAA
Biomphalaria glabrata is the source of this 2208-nucleotide messenger RNA. RefSeq lists its product as uncharacterized. Lineage: Eukaryota; Metazoa; Mollusca; Gastropoda; Planorbidae. The transcript is spliced from 16 exons. Gene Ontology annotation, molecular function: chitin binding. The record is from RefSeq and is a predicted model, not a curated record. Bases 105 to 2108 code for a protein of 667 amino acids. Gene Ontology annotation, cellular component: extracellular region.